ACACAGUUCAAUUUGGACUCACGGCGGCAUGGCUGUAUUUUCCGAAUCGAAGCAAGCAUAUUCCGCUGCUGUCCGUCGAGGAGUGCUGGUGAAGAAACCGCCGCGCAACUAUUUCUUCUCCGCCAACUAGCAUUUCUUCUACGCAAAAGUGUACCAAACAUUGUAAAACUGAUUUCGCUUGUGUUUCGUGAAUUUGGGAAAUCGAGUGAACCUUUCCGUGUGUGUGCUGUGCCGUUAGGGGUAGCCAAAAGGGGCAGGUGCGGUUUGUUGACACCUUUGUUUACCUUUGCUGCUUGUUCGUGUGCGAGACAGAAGAGGAAGAAGUCGAACGCGCCCGUGUGUGUGACUGUGCGAACCAUAAAUCUCUGAUUCGAUGUUGCGAUGCUGAGCUUCUGCUGCCGUUUCGGUACACUUUCAACGGAAAAUUGGAUGUAAAGUGCCGGGGAAAACAGGAGUGAGCAGCCAACAAGUUAAGAGUCCUACAUGGACGGUGAGCAAUUGAAAAAAAAUGCACUUAGACCAGGAACACCCAUAAACACCGGCUUAACCGUCGGCUGUUGCUCUUUUUUACCGCACAGUUCCUGUCUGUGGCACCAAGGCCACGAAAAUUGGCGUACCUUAGAAAGAAAAAAAAAACUCACACUUACCUGUCUCUUCCGUCCCGUUGCCCAGUUCGGAGUGGGUUCGUGAACGGCGUCAAUUAAAAUUUUGCCCAGCUUGCCCUCAGCAGGCAUCAAACAUAGCAACAGCAACAUAGCCACACAUUCAUCAAUCGAUGGGUGUACCCGUGCGCGGUUAUGCUUGCUUGUGUUGGUCCGUGGUGCUGUGUGAACCAUCAUCAGAAGAACCGCACCGCCGCGGCGGUCCUGCCUCUCUGGGUAGCCGUUGAUCGUUUCCUUAACAACCGCGCGUGCUCUCUCCCUGUCUUUCUCAUUCUGGCUCUCUCGUUCUCUCUAUUUAUGUAUGAGUGUGAGUUUUCAUUCUGGCAGCAGCAGCAUCACCGUUCGCGCAUCAUCUCAGCAGCAUCCGCACGCGAAGGAGACGGCUGCACGCGAAUGGGAUAGGGGUGCGAACGGCCGUGCCGCGAAGAGUAGGAACACAGCACGCGCGCGAAGAAGGAGAGCAAAUCCGCUUUCCGUUCUUUUGCGCGAUUUGCGUGUUUUCGAUCAGUUCAAUCUCGGAGUGCGCCGAAGCUUUAGGCCCGUUUGAGUGUUUUUUCGACAAGCGUAUGUCUGAAACUCUCCCUAAUCGUGGUCGUACCUGCCAGUAACAACAACGAAACAAUUCAAAGCCAGUUGUGUAAUGAUUGCUGCCAGCCUGCUGGCUCAGAGUGCUGUGUAGCGGGUAGUACGAAAAAAAGUGAGCACAAAAAAUAAAAUUGCAAGGUGUGCAAUCGCGGUGGAUGGUGGUGUCGUGUAUGCAUGUGAGCGAGUGCGUGCUUGUAUUUGUUCUGCCACCGUUCGACGCCGAUAUCGGUUCCGUGCGCGAGUGCCGCGGUGCGCCUGUGCCAAGGGCCGUAAAACAGGCGGCGGCGGCCCGAGUUCGCCAAAGAAAAGCAAUCGCGCAAAGGUGGUGUUGCUGUCGUGCGGAAGCAAGGGGAGGUGGUGGAGACGGAGGAGGGCCGGUGGGCGGUGGUGUUGGUGCGUCCGGCGUCGGGACGCGCGACGUGACGAGCAAAAAAGGCGCCAGCAUGAUGUACGCCAGCGGGCGAAGUGAUCGUUCCCGUCCUGGCGUUCGUUCUGUCGCCGGCUGGGAGGGAGAGCAGGCGGCAGAAUAUCAUCUGCAAAAACAACAACCACAGCAACUACCAUUGCCACAACGACAACAACAGCGGCAACGCCAACGACAAGGCCAGCGAGAUGGUUGCGUCCGUGCGUCGGGGAUCGGUGGUCGGGCGCACGCCAACGCGCGACUGCUGGCUGCCGUUGGCACGCUGGCACUGCUGGCGGCCACGUCGGUGAUGGCGGUGGGGGGUGUGUCAUUGACCGGGCCCGACACUGCCAGUGUGCAAAUUUCAGGUGCAAGUGCAGCAUCGACCCGAUGGACGAAGGCCACCGAAACCGGUUCCGAUCAUCGACGGGUGCUCCGUUCGCUGCAGAACCCGGGACCGAAACAAACGUCCUUAGCAUCACCCGAGGAAGCACAAGUCACCUGUGCGCAGUCGCAAUUCACGUGCGUGAUGGAUGGCAAAUGUAUACCGGCCCUCUGGCGUUGUGAUACUUCCGCCGACUGUUCGGACGGCUCGGAUGAAGUCGGUUGUGAUAAGGCACAUGCGUGCAACGAAGGUAUGUUUCACUGCACGGUGUCCAAUCGGUGCAUCCCGCACGAUUGGAAGUGCGACGGUGACGUCGACUGUGGGCUGGUCGAGAAGUACGACAUGGUGGACGUGUCGGACGAGGAUCCCCAGCUGUGCCGGGCGCACACAAAGUGUCUCCCGACGCAGGCCCUUUGCAGCGAUGGCAAGUGUCUGGAGAUUGAUCGGUUUUGUGAUGGGGCGUGGGAUUGCAGCAACGACGAGCUGAACUGUUCCAGCAACGACACGGCAACGGCCAGCGCACCGACGAGUGCGUGCGAUGCGCUCAAGUGUUCCUACGACUGUCGGCUGACGUCCGAGGGAGCGAGAUGUUUCUGUGCCAAGGAUAGUCAGCCGAAUGGGAGCGUUUGCGAAGACUUCGACGAGUGCCAGAUCGAGGGACUGUGCGAUCAGAUGUGUAAAAAUCAACCAGGAGCGUACCAGUGCAGCUGUACUACCGGGUAUGUGAGGCAGGGCAACACGUGCACCGCUGUCAACUUGCCCAAGGACGAGCCAGCUUCCCUGUUCUUCACCACUUUCAACAAGGUAAAAAAAGUGUCCAUUAGCAACAGAACCAGUGUGCUGGCUGGAAACUUUCCCACAAAUGAAACCGUUGAGGAGGAAUAUCUCAAGCAACCGAACCCACGCAUCCGGGCGAUGGAAAUGGUGCAUCGAAAUCGCACGUUUUGUCUAGCCCGUAUCGACGGUAAAUCGCUGCUGGAGUGCUACAGCGUAGACAACACCUCACACAGCUGGGUUAUGCCGCGCCCGGAUCUGUUUCCCAAUCUCGAGGACAUCGUCGACAUUCGGCUCGACUGGGUGUCGGGCAAUUGGUACUAUCUGGACCAGCAGCGUGAAAUUAUCUUCGUCUGUUCGCCCCAGAUGGUACACUGUGCGAUCAUCGUGGAGGCCUUAUCGGAGGUGCUGCGGCCACGCCGGAUGGCUCUCGAUCCCACCAAAGGGUUUCUGUUCUUUUCCAAGUGGGGCAGCGGCGACGUGAGCAUCGAACGGUCGCUGCUCGACGGUACGAACCGAACCUCGAUCGUGCUCAACAAAAUCAUCACCCCGCUUGACAUCGCCCUCGAUCUGGUGAUGCAACACGUGUACUGGGUGGACACGCAUCUCGAUACGGUGCAGCGCGUGAACUACGAUGGCAGUGGCCGUUGGUUUCCCAAACGAAGCACCCAGUUCCUGUUCAACUUCCAGAUGCUGUACGCGCUCGAUGUGUUCGAGCGAACGAUCUAUCUCGCGUCCUGGCAGAAUGGUAGCAUUGUCGCGCUGAACGGUACUACGGGAGAGGCAAGAGUGAUCGUCCCGAACGCACCACAUGCCGUGCAUUUGCACGUGUUCCAUCGCCAAAAGCAACCGGAAGUGGCACAUCCGUGCCGCAUCCAGAACGGUGGCUGUGAUCAACUGUGCAUACCGGUGUGGAAGAAGAUCGGUGUAGCGAUUGCACAGUGCAUGUGUUCGCCGGGCUACCGGUUAAAGACAAAGUCGCAAUGUGUGCUGAUCAAACGGCCAACGUUUCUACUGUACGCCAAAUCGAAUCCGGCCAUGAUCCGAGGGUUUGCCGUUGACAUCAAGUCGCAGGAAGCGAUCGUUCCGAUCACAGAUCUGGGCCCCCACAUCACCUUCGACUACCACCUGGAAGAUCAGCUCAUCUUCUUCUCUCAUGGCGUUAUAGACAAGCCAUCGUUUCGCAUCGAGGCACAGAAGCUGGACGGUACGCAGCGAGAGCUGCUGCUGGAAAGUCCUGGGUCGUGUGACGGCAUUUCCUAUGACUGGUUGGGAAACAACAUCUUUUGGACCGAUUCGGACAGAAACCACAUCUCGGUCAUCAAGCUAGGCCCAAAGCGAAUGCGCUACACCGUUCUGCGGCGGCUUUAUGCACCCAAGUCUAUUGUGGUGGAUCCAAAGCAAGGCUGGAUGUACUGGUCGUCGUGGUCAGUUCCCAGUGGACGUAUCGAUCGUGCCUGGAUGAAUGGAACUCAGCCAGAACUGCUGGUGAGCAGCAAGGAACGUCCAAUCGAAUGGCCAACGGGGCUUUCGAUAGACAUGAUACAGAAGCGGUUAUACUGGUGCGACGCACGGCUUAGUUUCAUCGAAAGCAUCAACCUAGACGGAAGCAACCGAGUGCUGCUCUUCGACGGACGAUCACAGAAUCAAUUCCCCGUCGCUCUAGCCGUCCACCGUCAGUUGCUUUACUUCGCCGACAAUGUAAAGGGACACAUCGAAAAGCUAAACUUAAGCGAUCCCCAUUUGCUGGAAACAAUUACGAUAGAGAAACCUCAGGUGCUGGGGCUAAAGAUUUUCGACAAUCUCACCCAGUACGGUGGGAAUGGACGAAAUGCAUGCGAGAUCGAUUGUCCGGGAAUCUGUCUAAAUACUCCGGUAGCCGUUGCCAGCUGCAAGUGUGAAGAUGGGCAGGUGCUGUCGCUGUCCAGCGAAGGAAAGCCUGUCGCUUGUGUGCCGUUCGAUUUGCAGCACUCGCUGGCAUCCUGUAACAAUAGCACACAUUUCUUGUGCCGCAACAAGAUUGACUGCAUCGAGAUUAAGUACACCUGUGACGGUGAUCGCGACUGCGAGGAUGGCAGUGAUGAGGAAACCACACCGGACGGGCCCUGCGAUCCCAACUGUGAUCUGGAGCGCAACUUUAAGUGCGACGAGCAGCGAUGCAUUAGCCGGUCACACGUUUGCGACGGUUCGGUGGACUGUAUUGACGAGAGUGAUGAAGAUUACAUCAACUGCCCGAACAAAACGUGCAGCGAGCACUUCUUUCAGUGUGAGGUCAGCCAUCGAUGCAUACCGAACACGUGGGUCUGCGAUCGACAUCUCGACUGUGGGCCGAAUGACAGCUCGGACGAGCCAGAGCACUGCCACAAAUGUCCAGAGUUUGAGUGUAAGAACAGUGCCUGUGUGCCGUUUGAGUUUCUGUGCGAUGGAGUUGACAACUGUGGUGACAAAUCCGACGAAUCACAGUGCGAUGUGGACUGUGGUGUAAAUGAGUUUUUCUGCAGUCCGCAUGGUUGCAUCGAUCGUUCGCUAAUGUGUGACCCGAAACUCAACUGUUUAAAUGCAUUCCACGAGUGUGACAAGUUGCAUAAGGCUGGAUCGAACGGAACCACCCAAUCCAGCGUUCCGGUUCGCUCGGAACCAGAGCUGAAGGAUCUUUGCCGGCAGGAUCUUAGAAUAGUGUGCGGUUUGGACAAGCAGUGCGAAGAAAACUAUAACCGUGUAUGCCAACGCAUGGAGUUUGCACCGUUCAACGAAACGAUGGUCUGCCAUCAUCCUGAUCGGCUGUGCAGGAUCACAAACCAGUGCAUAAAAGUGACACAACUGUGCAACGGUCGCACAGACUGUCCCGAUGGCACGGACGAAGGCUUUCGCUGUGCAGAGAAACUGUGCGAUGCUCCCAACGACUGUUCGCACGCGUGCCAUAAUGCUCCGGAGGGUCUGAUAUGCUCCUGCCCGGCUCAUCUAUUUCUGCAACCGAAUGGGCGUGACUGUGGUCACGAUCAUGCCUGUGAUAAUUGGGGCACUUGCUCACAGAUUUGCACGAAAGCAGGGACGCACUAUCGCUGUGGGUGCGUCGAAGGCUACACGCUGAUGUACGACAAGUUUACAUGCCGCAGCAACAACGGUGAUUCACCGUACGUUAUAUUUAGCAAUCGGCAGGAGAUUCUCGGCGUCGAUCUGAACACACUUGGAGUGAGAAGCUUCUACACGUCGUUGCGCAACACGAUUGCUUUAGACUUUCUUUACCGCAACGAAUCCGUCCAGAUCUUCUGGUCGGACGUGAUGGAUGACAAGAUCUAUCGCGGCACACUGAGGAACGACACUUUGAGCAAUGUCGAAGCGGUAGUUCAAUCUGGCCUGUCGACGGCCGAAGGACUUGCGGUCGAUUGGAUUGGAAUGAACAUCUACUGGAUCGAUUCCAAUCUCGAUCAGAUCGAGGUGGCCAAAACUAAUGGAAGCUUCCGAAGAACGCUUGUCGCCGGGGACAUGGUAAACCCCCGUGCGAUCGCUCUUGAUCCCAUGGAAGGUGUCCUCUUCUGGACGGACUGGGAGGAGGGUUCGCCCCGGCUGGAACGCUGCACAAUGGCCGGCGAGAAUCGCACGGUAAUCAAGUACGUCGGUUCGGACGGAGGUUGGCCGAAUGGAAUCGCGCUGGACUACAUUCCAAGGCGAGUGUACUGGAUUGACGCACGGUCGGAUUCAAUCCACACCAUUACAUACGACGGCCAGGAUCACCAUCUGGUGAUCAAGGAUCAGGGUGUGCUGGCCCACCCAUUCAGUAUUACCGUGUUCGACAACUACGUGUACUGGACGGACUGGCGAACGUACUCCGUCAUCCGGGCGAACAAAUGGAACGGCACGGACGUAAAUGUGAUACAGAAAACGCAAAGCCAACCGUUUGGAAUUCAAAUUCUGCACUCCAGCCGACAGCCCAACACGCAGCCGAAUCCCUGCGCCGAUAACAAUGGAGGCUGCUCUCAUCUGUGCCUGCUUAGCGUUGGAUCGCGUCACGAGUGCGCCUGUCCGCACGUUAUGCGCCUGCACGAGGACCGAAGGCAGUGUGUGCCGAACGAGGAGAUUUUGCUGUUUGUGGUGCUGACUGAAAUUCGGGGCGUCGAUCUGCAACAACCCGCCCACUACACGAUUCCGACUAUUAGCCACCAGACGCAGGUUGUGCAGCCGGCCGUACUGGACUACGAUAUCAGUGCGGCGAGGUUGUAUUGGAACGACAUACAGUUGAACGAAAUUAAAUCAUCCGGAUUGGCGACGGGCCCGAUCGAAACCAUUCUCGAUACGGAUAUUUCCAACUCGCUCGGCUUUGCAGUGGAUUGGAUCUCAAAGCUGCUCUACUUUUCCACCGGCAAUGAAACGCACAGCCGCAUCAUGGUGAGCAAUCUGAAUGGCGAAUUUGUGACGGAAAUUGCAGACGGUUUGUCCGUGGUGAACAGUCUCGUUGUCUAUCCGACAAGAGGCAUGAUGUACUUUGCAACGAUGAGCGAAGUGCCGAAACUUUACGAGCUUUAUGCCAGCCGAAUGGAUGGUUCCGAGCGACAGCUGAUCAGCAAUUCAACUUUCCACCCGAUCGAUAGCUUGGCGUUAGAUUUCGAAACCAAUCGGUUGUACUACAUUUCAUCAAAUGCGGGCGAAAUCAACUACUACGAUAUCGGAAGUGGCAAGAUCAUUCAAGUGCUUGCGCCGCACGAAGAUAACCAUCCGAUUAGCACGAUCACGAUUUACCGCGAUUCGAUCUAUUACGACGAUAACCACGAUGGUCGCAUUAUGCGGUGUAACAAAAAUCUAUGCCAAAAUCCUGUCUCCGUGCGGAACAACACAAGCGGCCUGAACGCAAUCCGCAUGUACCAUCCCGGGGCGCAGAGUGGCACCAACUCGUGCCAGAAGCGAAACGACAAAUCGGCCGGAACCGGUUGCGAACAUUUGUGCAUUCCCGUGUCCGCGCAAAGCCACGUGUGUCGCUGUGCGAUUGGGUACAGGAGCGAUCCACGCAAUGCGUGGCGAUGCAUAGGAUUGGAUGACAUUUUGGUGUACUCCGUGGGCCAUCAGCUGAAGGGUAUUGCGCUAUCCUCGUCGGACGAAAGCACCGGCUCCUUGCGCAAUCGUGACUCCCUUGGUCCGCUGCAGCAAAUUUCGCUAGCAACCAGCAUUGACUUUGAUGUGGCGCAUGAUUACGUGUACAUUGCCGAUACCGACCGCGGAUCAAUCACGCGCAUCAAGCGUGACGGUAGCGCAAGGGAGGUAAUUAUUAGCAAUUUCGAGCAGGUGGUCGAUGGCAGCACACUCGACUGGCUGGGGGGAAUUGCGAUCGAUUGGGUAGCGGAGAACAUUUACUGGACCGAUCAGAAGCGCAACCUGAUUGAGGUGGCUCGCCUGAACGGAACGCUACGGUACGUGGUCGCCUCUGACGUGGAAAGUCCGCAGCUGCUGGCAAUCGAUCCGAUUCAGGGGUAUCUGUUCUACGUAACUCGCGGUACGAUCGGUCGCAUGGGUUUGGACGGUUCGGGUAACUUUAUCCUAGUGAAUCGCUCCUCCGCCAUAAGCGAUCUUGCACUGGAUCUCGAUAAUCAGGUAGUGUAUUGGUGCGAAACCAGCACCGACACGAUCUGGAAGGUGGACUACGAUGGUAACUUGAAACGCUUGCUGCUGAACGGUACCUCGCACAAUCCGAAAUCGCUCGACCUGUUCGGUGACAGCAUCUACUGGGCAGAUUCGCGCGGCAACAUCUACGAGGCGGGCUUGAGCAACAUCUUCAACUACCGCAGUGUCGUGGAAGCGUUAGAAGUGUCGUCGCUGAAAGACAUCAAGGUUUUCUCCAGCCGCAAGCAAAGUAAAACGAACGCGUGCGGCGUGUCGAACGGAGGCUGCCAAGAGCUGUGCCUGUUCAACGGUACGCAUCCCAUUUGUGCCUGCUCGCAUGGUAAAAUCUCCUCCGCCGAUUUGAAGACGUGUGAGCCGUAUGAAAACUUUUUAAUCUUUUCCCGCCAAUCGGCCAUCGAAAGUAUACACAUGACGGACGCGAACAACAUUAACGGGCCCAUUCCGGAGAUCAAGAAUGCUUCCUACUUGAAGAACACCAUAGCAUUGAGCUACGACUACGAGCAGCAGCUCAUUUUCUACUCCGACAUCGAUCACAGCACGAUCAAUUGCGUGUUUUUCAAUGGCACGAACCAUCGCCGCAUCGUGACGAAGCAGCUAACCGUGGAAGGGUUGGCAUUUAACGUGCUUACCCGUGUGCUGUUUUGGACGUCGAACAACGAGGCUGCCAUACGAUCGCUUGAUCUGAACAACGCAUCCCUCACGGAUCCAGCUGCCAAUGCGGAGCUGGUGCAGGAUGUGAUAAAGCUACGGGCGACGGACAAACCGCGCGGGAUUGCCGUCGAGCCAUGCCUGGCGAUGGUGUACUGGACCAACUGGAACCAGCACGCUGCCUCCAUACAGCGUGCCUACCCGUCCGGCUAUGGGCUGGAAAGCAUCAUCACGAGCGACAUCCAAAUGCCGAACGCGCUGACGCUCGACUACCAAGCGCGCAAGCUUUACUGGGCCGACGCACUGCUGGACAAGGUCGAGCGUACCGAUUACGACGGAAAGCACCGGGUGGUGCUGGCCCACUCCACGCCCAAGCAUCCGUUUGCGCUGGCCGUGUUCGGGGAUUUACUCUUCUGGACGGAUCUAACCGUGCACGCGGUCAUACGAGCGAACAAAUACUCCGGCAGCGACAUUGUGCUGCUGCGCCGCGAUAUCGCCCAACCGAUGGGAAUUGUGGCGGUGCAGCAAAUCGACAAGGAAUGCUCGGCCGAUCCGUGCCAGGUGAUGAACGGGUUCUGCGAAGAUGUGUGCCUAAUCGAUGCAGCUGGCAAGGUGGAAUGUCACUGCACGCAGGGUGUGUUGGCGGCCGAUGGACAGCGGUGCAUUCCGAAGUCGGUGAGCAACUGCUCGUCGUCCGAGUUCACCUGCACCAAUGGCAACUGCAUACCGUUUCAUCUGACGUGCGAUGGUGUCAAGAACUGUUUGGAUGGGUCGGAUGAGCUGGCGACGUUUUGUGCUCACCGGCCCUGUCCGGACGGCUUUUUCCGCUGCAACAAUGCGCGCUGCAUUCCGAAGAACCAGCAGUGCAACCACAUACAGAACUGCGGCGAUGGAAGCGACGAGGUAGGAUGCAGCUGCAACAACGCAACGCACUUCCGCUGUGCGGACGGCCAGUGCAUCGUGAAGUCGAUGCGCUGUGACUACGAGCCCGACUGUAAGGACGUGUCGGACGAGAUCGGCUGCCCGGUGAUGCGCAACUGCACGGAAGGGUUCGUCAACUGCGUCAACACGACCGGCUGCUAUAUGCCGACGUGGCGUUGCGACGGCGAGAACGAUUGUUGGGACAACUCGGACGAGCAGGACUGUCCCACGGCCAUCCCGACCUGUCCGGAGGAUAAGUUUUUGUGCGCAAACGGGCGCUGCAUACCGCAGUCCUGGCGCUGCGACGACGAGGACGACUGUACCGAUGCGACCGGCGGCGGUCUGAGCUCGGACGAGCUGGCAUGUGUCAAGCACUGCAAACCGAACCAGUUCAAGUGCACCAACACGUCCGAGUGUAUCUCAAACAGCUGGCAGUGUGACGGCCAUCCGGACUGUGCCGAUGGGUCGGACGAGGGCGAUCACUGCUCGAGGCGCGACUGUCCGGAGACGGAAUUCCAGUGUCCGACCACGAACCGGUGCAUCCCGCAGAAGUGGGUCUGCGACGGUGAGGUCGAUUGCGGCGCCACGCAGGACGAUGAGAUGGGCUGUGACGAGAUGAUGGUGAACGAGUGCGACAAGACGUCGUUCACGUGCAAGAACGGAGAGUGCAUCAGUCUGCUGCACGUGUGCGAUGGUGAGCAGGACUGUGUAGAUGGUUCGGACGAGCCGCUGUACUGCAAGGAGGGCGACGAUGGGUACGACGAAGAGGAGGGAGCCGGUGUGGACGACCAUCUGUGCGUGGAGCCGGAUCAUUUCCGCUGCAACAAUGGCCGAUGCAUCGAGCGCAAUCUCACCUGCAACGUGAACGAUGACUGUGCGGACGGGUCGGACGAGGACAUACGGUUGUGCCGCAAUACGACGCUGAUCUGCGCCGGGCCGGAUCUGUUCCGGUGUGAGAGCGGCGCCUGCAUCACGAGCAACAUGCUGUGCGACGGUGCGAACGACUGUGGCGAUUGGAGUGACGAGAAGUCGUGCCAGGUCAAUGAGUGUGAGAUGAUCCCGGAUCUGUGCACGCACGAGUGCGAAGAUCGUCCGGUAGGGUAUGAGUGCGUCUGCCGGAAGGGUUUCCGGGUGAACGUGAACGACAAGCAUCUGUGCGUGGAUGUGGACGAGUGUACGGAGCAGCAGCCGCGCCCCUGCACCCAAACGUGCGUCAACACGCACGGAUCGUACCACUGCACGUGUCUGGACGGGUUUGUGCUGCGUGACAACGAUACGUGCCGUGCCGAAGGCGACCACAUCCUACCACCGAAACUCAUCUUCUCGAACCGCUACUACCUGCGUGAGGUGGAUCUGAGCGGCGGUAUGACGAUAUUGGCCCACAAUCUGACCAACGCCAUCACGCUCGACUUUGACUGGAAGGACGAGUGUUACUACUGGUCGGACGUGACGCGCACCGUCACGACCGUUAAGCGCAUGUGCGAAUCGGGGGAGGAAAAUCGCCCCGUCGAGGUGAUCCAUCGAACGAAUCUGAAAAACCCGGAAGGCUUGGCGGUCGACUGGGUGGGACGCAAUUUGUACUGGUGCGAUAAGGGUCUCGAUACGAUCGAGGUGUCCAAGCUGGACGGACGCUACCGGCGGGUGCUGAUCAAUAAGGAGCUGCAGAAACCGCGCGCGAUUGCGCUGGAUCCGUACCGGCGGUACAUGUACUGGACGGACUGGGGCGAUCAGCCGCACAUUGGACGGGCUGGUAUGGAUGGAAGCAACCAGACGAUCCUGAUCAAGGAGCAGCUCGGCUGGCCGAACGCACUCACGAUCAGCUUCGAAACGAACCAGCUGUUUUGGGGUGACGCACGGGAGGACUACAUCGCCGUCAGCGAUCUGGAUGGGCAGAACGUGCGCAUCCUCCUGUCGCGUGCGCGCCAGCCGACGCUGAACCUGCACCACGUGUUUGCCAUUGCCGUGUGGGAGGAUCGCAUCUACUGGUCGGAUCUGGACUCGAAAUCGAUCGAGUACUGCCACAAGUUCCGUGGCGACGGGUGCGGCACGCUCAUCAACACCAUCCAUCGGCCGAUGGACAUUCGCGUCUUCCAUUACUACCGCCAGCUGCAGCCCGAGGUGAACCCGUGCGAUACGGCCGGCUGCCAGACAUUGUGCGUGUUGUCGCCCGACCCGCCCGGCUAUCGGUGCCUCUGCCCGGACAACUUCAUCCUGACGGCGGACGGCAAAAGUUGUGCUGCCAACUGCUCGGCCGCACACUUCCAGUGCCGCACCACGUUCAAGUGCAUUCCGUUCUACUGGCGCUGCGACAAGCAGGACGACUGCGGCGACGGUAGCGACGAACCGCCGAACUGUCCCACGUUCACCUGCGAAGCCGGGCAGUUCCAGUGCCUCAACAAGCGAUGCAUCAAUCCGAGCCAAAUCUGUGACGGUGUCGACCAGUGCGGCGAUCUGUCGGACGAGCGCGACUGCGAUCGGUUCGAGUGCUUCAGCUCGCACUUUAAGUGUGGCCCGUCGGCGGCGAAAAACACGAGCGGCUUCUGUAUCGAGGGUGCCCGGCGCUGUGACGAAGAGGUCAACUGCCCGAACGGUGAGGACGAGCAGAACUGUGAGCCGAAGAACUGUACCGCCACCCAGUUCCGGUGCGCCAAUGGUGGCCGGUGCAUCGACCGCACGUGGGUGUGCGACAACGUGCCGGACUGUCACGACGGGUCGGACGAGCAGGUCUGUGGCCCGGCCACCACCUGUCCCGAGCACGAGUUCCGCUGCAGCGAGGGCCGCUGCAUUCCCCAGUCGUGGCUGUGCGACGACGAGAAGGACUGUGCGAACGGGGAGGAUGAAACGGAGAACUGCCAAAAGCCGGAAGCGAUCACGUGCGAACCGACGAGCUUCCGGUGCAACAAUUCCAAGUGCAUCCCGGGACGGUGGCGGUGCGAUUUCGAGAACGAUUGCGGCGAUAACUCGGACGAGCUGAACUGCGAGCUGCGCAACUGUUCCGAGUCGGAGUUCCGGUGCCGCGACGGUCACUGCAUACGCGGCAUUCGGCGCUGCGACAACGAGUUCAACUGUGCCGACCACAGUGACGAGGAGAACUGCAACGUGACGUGCAGCGAGGAGCAGUUCAAGUGCAAAAGCCAUCCGGCCUGUAUCAGCAACAAAUUCAAAUGCGACGGUGAUAACGACUGUAUCGACGAGUCGGACGAGGAGGACUGCGAAUGCCAGGAGGGCGAGUAUCGGUGCAACAACGGCAAGUGCAUCCUGAGCAGCUGGGUUUGCGACGGCAUCGACGACUGUCUGGACAAUUCGGACGAAAUGGGCGAAUACUGCAAGGAACACGGCUGCAACAAACGGGCCUUCCGCUGUGCUAACCGUAACUGCAUACGGAAGAGCUUGAUGUGCGACAACAAGGACGACUGUGGCGACAAUAGCGACGAAAAGAGUGCCCUCUGCCACAAGUGUCCACCGAACUCAUUCCGCUGCAACAGCGACUCAAAGUGCAUCGACAUUGCACUGCGCUGCGACCAAACGCCCCACUGCUUGGACGAGUCGGACGAGAUCGGCUGCAUCAAGACGGGCUGCGGGUUCGGGGCGUGCAGUCAGCUCUGUAUUGAGAAGAAGGGACACUACACCUGUCGCUGUGCGGAGGGCUACGUGAAGGGUGGCCCCGGCCGCAAUGCGACCUGCGUUGCGGUGGACGAGCAGGGCAUACUGCUCGUUGCGUCGGAGUCGGAUUUCCGCAGCCUCUACGCGGACACACCGGUUAUGGGGUACCUGCAGACGUCCUCGCUCAAGAUCGAUCGGUUCGAUUUUGCCAUCACGCGCCACAACAUCACGCUCUUCUGGAUCGACAGCUACGACACUAGCAUCAACAAGAUACUGAUGGACACGACGGUCAAGGAUGGGGGCGAUUACUCACGCUCGCCACCGGUCGAUAAGCGAAAGAUCGUUCGCCGGGGUCUGGGGCCCGCACCGGCCCCUCCGUCCUACGAUCGGAUUAAGACGCUCGACGGCAAACACUCGUCGGUGGUGCUGAAGGACGAUGAAAUCCAUCCGAUCGCGAUCGCGUGCGACUGGCUGACCGAGCGGCUGUAUAUGAUCAACAAAAAGCGCAGCAACAUUUUCGUGAUGAGCUUCAACGGCACCAACCACACGACGCUGACCGCCACCGGCAAGCAUCCGAUCGAUCUGGUCGUCGAUCCGGUGAGCGGAAUGAUGGUGUGGUCGAUCAUGGAAACGAUCAUCAGCUCGGGAAUGGACGGACGGGGCAAGCAGAAGCUGGUGCACACGAACGUUGAGUGGGCGUCCGGGUUGGCCAUCGAUACGACCACGAAACGGUUGUACUGGGCCGAUUACAGGAAGUCGACCAUCGAAACGUGCCUGCUGCUGACCGGCGGCGAUCGACACGUGAUCGCCGAGCUGCACGAUUACUCCAAACCGAAGCUGCUCGAUGUGUUCGAGGACAGCGUGUACGUGAUACUGUACAACCAGAACAUUCUGAAGCUGAACAAGUACGGCCGGGACAAUGGAACGUACAUGAACGAGGAGGCCCGCGGUGCCGGUGGUUUGGCCGGGUAUCGUUCGUCGGACGUGCACUUUAUUCAUCCAUUGAAACACGAUCGUAGUGUUCCUAAUCCAUGCAUUAUAUCGCCGUGCCACAAUUCGACCGUUUGCUUGCUUUCUACGGUAAGUCGGCUGAAGCGAGCCUGCGUCUGUCCGGACGCCCGGCCUCGAAUAGUGUUCGACGAGCGGGGCGAAGUGAAGGAGUGUCUUGAACUGCCGGCCCAAGCGCCAGAAUGCAAGCUGCACUGCAACAACGGGACCUGUUUCAUCGACACGGACGGCCAGCAGAAGUGCAAGUGCUCGGCCAGCUUCGAUGGCAAGUACUGCGACCAUUACAUCUGCUCCGGCUACUGCAAGAACAAGGGCUUCUGCGAGCUCGUUAACGGCGAGCCGCAGUGCACGUGUCUGCCGCAGUGGACGGGCAAGCGGUGCGACAUCUCGACGAACAAAUGCCAACGCUACUGCCACAAUGGGGGCAACUGCACGAUCGUGCAGCGCGACGGAGGGUCGCUUAGCUGCAGCUGCCCGGUCGGCUACACGGGAGAGCAGUGCGAGCACUGUUCGAAUUUGCGGUGCGAAAAUGGCGGCGUGUGCCGCAAGACGACCACGGACCGCAGCCAGUGCCUGUGCGCGGAAGGGUACGUGGGCCGGAACUGCGAAAAGAACGUGUGCACGGAGUUCUGCGAGAACGGGGGCGAGUGUACGAUCGAGCGGGGUGCGGCAAAGUGCAGCUGCCCGGAAAAUACGUACGGCGAGCGAUGCCAGCUGCGCCAGUGUGCAGAUCUGUGCCGGAACGGCGGAGACUGUGUGCCGGGCGAGCGGCCAUACUGCAAGUGCCGGCAGGGAUACGAAGGCCCGUACUGUGAGCACGAUCUGUGCGAAUUGCCGGAAGGAACACGUCCAAGCUACUGUUCUACCAUACGACCGACUACGGAACCUUCCGCACAUCCACCGUCCAGUUCGUGCGGUUCCUACAGCUGCAACAACGGUGGCCACUGUUUGGAGGUUCGCGGCAAACCGAUUUGCAACUGCACGAUGCAGUACGCGGGCGAGCAUUGCGAAAAUUACGUCAUGUACCUGAACCCUUGUAACCGGUUCUGCAUGAACAAUGGCAUCUGCCAGCUGGAUCUCGGCUUCUUCUCGUCCAACGUUACCUACAUCCCGUCGUGCGUGUGCAUCGGCGAAUGGACGGGCAAGAAAUGCGACCUACCGCCGCGCUGUGUCGGCGAGUGCGGUACCUGCAUCGAGGGCAGCUCGAUAAACGAGUGCAUCUGCGACGACAACCCCGUUCCCUAUCCCUGCCAGCAGGUGGUUUCGCUCAGCGAGCUCGAGCGUAUGGAAUCGAACGAUUCGAGCUACACCCUGUCAGUGCUGGCGAUCGCGCUGUUUGUCAUACUGAUCGUGGCGGCCGGCUUCGGCGGUACCAUCUACGGGCUAAGAAGAAGACGCACCGGACAGCCGUUCCUGCACGCGCGCCUGACAGACAAUGUGGAAAUAACGAACCCAAUGUACCUGGGCGAUGCCGACGAAGGGCCAGCAUUCGUGCACGAGGACGACAAGGUUCACUUUGGCAAUCCGGUAUACGAACAGAUGUAUGCCGGCAGCGUGAACGUGCACAGCGACUCGUCAACGAUCGCGGGCAACAGCGCACAUCCGCUGCUGACCACCAGCUCCACGGCACCGGAGGAGAAGAAGGGUCUGCUGCAGCAUCCCCAGGAGGACACGAUCGCGGCCGAUUUGUUAUGAUGCAAAACAAAAUAGUAGCAGUUGCUGAAGCGACGAUUUUAAAACGACACACACCGUCGUUGAAAACCGUCGCACAGGCAGGAAUGCCACCGCAGCACGCUAGCUACUAAAGCGCAACGCCAGUCCCUGGGAGACAGGGGGAGGGUACUAAUUGUUUUAGUAACCCGUUUUUCCUCAACGUCAACUGAAACGGCUAUAACAGAAGCCACAAAACUCAAACGAAAAUCGCAUCACCACGAGCUUUAAUGAAAUGAUUUUGUAUUUAACGUUCCAUGGUUAAGUUUAAUUCCUAAGACAACCACCCAAGGGUGCAAGAAAACGUGUCGAAACAGACAGGGGCAGGGUAGAAACGUUUACAAUAAGCCUGAUAGAAGAGAAACUUGUGCUCUCUCUCUCUUCCUCUUUUUCCCGCUUUCAAGCUAGACAGUUGAUUUUAGUUUUUUAUUAUUAUUUUCAACAGCUUAUCAUCAGCAUCAGCAAGUAAGAAACGAGGCAUCGGAAGAGCUUUAUUUUGAAUUAUUCGCCAUCCUUGAGGCAGCAGAAUGAAAAAAACACUCAAGACACUAACAAUAAUAGACAUAGUUAAGCUAAUUGAAACGAACCUAAUGUGCAACCGAAUAACCGAAUGUUGAGUGCGAUGUGCAACGCCAUAGACAAAGAGAGAGAGAGAGAGAGAGAGAGAGAGAGAGAGAGAGAGAGAGAGAGAGAGAGAGAGAGAGAGAGAGAGAGAGAGAGAGAGAGAGAGAGAGAGGGAGAGGCAGAAGAAAAAAUGUGCAACCGUUGUUGUGAAUUAGUUUGCACAAUAAUAUGCAUCGACCGACAAAUAAUAAUACAACGAUACUGGGGAGACGGGCAAGCCGGAAGAGAGUGUGUUUGUACAGUUAAUUGUUUUUGUUUAAUCGUAUCUCUCGCUUUACACGAUUACACACACCCAACCAUGCUUAGUAAACGAGGCAGCGCGCUAGAUAAUAGAUAAAAAGGUGCCGCAGUCGCAUACAUAUACGCUAGGAAGAAAGGAGAGGAAAACGUGAACAAAUCAGUAGGAUUAUAUUAUUUUUUUUUUUUUUACUAAAAAUGGCUGUUGUGGUAUUGUGUUUGUUUUACUUCCUUUUUACGUAACUAAGCACGCAAAAAUGCAUUAACACAUGGUGAGAGACGGAAGGUGUAACCGGAUUGUAGUGUAGUGUACUAAGGCCGCUAUAGAGAUUGUUUUGUUACUACUCGGCUGUUACGAAUAGCGAAGGGGGAGGGAGGGAGGGGGCCCUUAGCGAAAGCAAAACAUAAAGCAUGCAUUUUGAUACUAGCUUAAUAAAAGCAAAAUGCAAACAUGCUAAAGCGAA
Molecule: messenger RNA, 17637 nt
Organism: Anopheles merus
Lineage: Eukaryota; Metazoa; Arthropoda; Insecta; Diptera; Culicidae
Gene: LRP1
Product: low-density lipoprotein receptor-related protein 1
Exons: 15
Coding region: 1403-16297 (4964 amino acids)
Molecular function (GO): calcium ion binding; protein binding
Source: RefSeq, a predicted model, not a curated record